GCUUCGCGACGCUACCCCAGUACUCGGGCGAUCGCUAGUACCCGCGCACGCGACAUCCCUCCGUCGGGGGUGCGCGCCACCGUGUUUGUAUGUAUAUGUGUGCGUGCGUGCUCGUCGAGGGUGCUGCCGAUUGCAGUGGCAGCCAGCAACGUGGUGUUAGCGUGAUGCAUCCAUCCCGCGUGGCACGCUAAUCGCUCGAUCAACCCUCGCGCUCGUGCUGCGCGAGGGUGCACGGGGUGCCUCGUCACGACCUCUCGUAGGCUCACGAGAGGAGCUGUGCCGGACCUCUGGUCAGCAUCCGCGAGAUAGGAAUGUAGAUCAUCAGUAAAUGUGAUACAGAAGAGUCGCGAGUACCGGGCAUGGCUGCGUGUUUCAACCCUCGCAUUGCGUCGCACUGAGGAACAGGGUCAUUAGCUACGUGGGUAGUCGGAAUGGGUCGUGGGAAGUUGCUCAAGCAGAAACGAACAUCGCCAGCGUGAUUCUGAUUUUGUUUCGGAUGUACGGGGCCAGUUGAUUCAUCACUGUUACUGUUACUUCAGAUUCUACCUGAUGGCGAUGUUGCGACGCAGAUUUCAUUUCGAUAUUUUAGUAACAAUCAAAUUUCGUGCUUGCGAAACACGCGACAACGUCCACGAGGAUCGUUGCGUCGCCGAACGACACUCAAGUACGUGAUUCUGGUGAUUUAAAGGAUUUCGAAGGAUUUGAAGUUUCUCGAGGACGCUCAGGGCAUCGCGGCUAAUCGUGGAAUCAAUGGAUCGGAGAAAUCAUCCUCCGCCGCAUUAAAAUUGUAUCCAUCACUGGAAGAGAAUACGAGAGCACCGUAAGCACAGAGACACGGUGAGAUUUCGCAAUGAGGGAGUAAGCAAGGACGAGGAAGCGAUAUCGAAAGGAGGAAUCGAGAUUUUUUUCGGGUGCUUUCGAUAUCCGCGCGUGUACAUCUGCGCAAACAGUGGAUCCAAUUAAUCAUCCCCUAAAGCAGACACUUGUGGCAGAGAUACUCGCGUAUGAUGGAAACGCGAGCGUCGCCACUGGAGGAAAUUUACGGCAACCGCGGGGAAUCAUCCGCCUCGUCGAGCACGGCGAAUCAUCUGAUAUUUGCCAUCAGAUAAUGCACGGCCAUCGCCGAUAAUGGAGCGAAAAUCCGGCUAAAACUCGCGUCGCGAAGCUGACCGUUGCAGCCGUUGCAGAACAGUUCGCCGAACAUCGAUUGGCUCCGGACAACAGAACGAAUCCGAAUUCCUUCCUGACGAGGCGAGCACGCCUGGAUGAGCUAAUCGGGCGUGCAGUUACAGUUCUGCGGGAAUCCUCAAUCCGCCGCGACUUGGACCUUAGUUAGACGAUGACGAGAGACGAGGCGAGAAAUUGGAACGAAUAAAAAAUUAUCAAUGUUUUCUCCUUCUUUCCAAUCGUCAUCGGUAAAACGAUUAGCGGCGAGCAAAGGGAAUCGAGUCGGACAUUGCCGGCAAGAUGCUCGCGCAAGUAUCGAGAUAUUUACAUAAAUUGCAUACGUCAUUUGGCACGCGAGAGAAAUAGAAACGAGCGCGUCCCCCCGCUCGUUUUCGAUUCGGCGGAAGAAGCGCGCGAGAAGAAGGAUAUUUCCCUUACGGCCAUCGGCGCAAGAAGCUCCGGCUGCUAAUGCGGACAUCGUCUCGGAACGGACGGCAGAUUACCAGCUUUUGUGUAUCGGCUCGUAGCUAUUACCGUUACCAGAGAAGAAAAUCGUUAGCAGCGUCGCCCGGAAAUCCUGCGGAAGAUUAAUGAACGGUGCGGCCGGCGGAACAUCGUCGCGGCGAUAGUCACCGAUAAGGAAAUCGCGGCCGAGAGAGUCGAGCAACGUCGCGGCUCUCUCGCCUUCAUCCCCCGUCUCCGGUCCCCUCCGUCGACGGUCGGUGACACAAGUGCGUCGGCUUGAUGUUGUCGCGCUUCCUGCAGGAGCUGUCGUCAGCGGACACCAGGAGUGCCGUCGCGGCGAAACGGAAGGAGGAGGGCUUGUGAUCGUUCCGGCAGCGGGCCGAUCGUUCCCGCGCUACAACCAAUCGCGGCAGCGCGGCGGCGAUCGCCACGAUCGCCGCCGAUGAGGAUGACGAUGUGACGGCGGCGGCGGCGAAGGCAGGCGACGAGAUGACGGUGACGGUGACGCCGUCGACUUCCGACGUCGCCGACAAAGCGGUGUCGACGGACGAUGGCGGUAGCGGCGGCAUGGAAGUGGCGCGCCUCGAGGCCGUCCUCGCCGCCCUGGUGGAGACGAAGGUGGAAGCGAUGAAGGCGUCGUCGACGCUGAGCCGACGUUCCGGCAGCGCGCCCGCCAGUCCGCGCCGACCUAGAUUGACCUCGACCUCGACGGCCUCCUCCUCGUUGAACCAUCACUACCACCAUCAUCAUCACCAUCAUCAUCAUCGCCACUCGCAGCAGCAGCAACAGCAGCAGCAGCAACAGCAGCAUAAUAAAAAGAAAGGUCAGCAUUAUCAACAGCAUCACCGUCAUCGUCGCAGACGUCACGACUCCGCGCCCUGCGGAAGUGAUUACUUCAACAACGUGACGGAUCAUUCUCAGCACAAAUUAGCUAAUGGAAGGGGACGGAGAAGAGCCUCCGAAAGUCCUCGAAGCCCUCGAAAGAAGCGCAGGCAUUCGAGGAGCCCAAAUGUUCUACAAGGCGUCGUCCAAGACGUUCACGCCGGCCUCGAUUCGCGCUUCGAGCUGCUCGGCAUUGACGGCGACCAAGAUGUGGCCCUAAUAAAUUUCGAAAGGGCUAAAGAUAUCCUCGGCGACUCCUGCGAAUAUCCGCGGCUGCACCGAAGUGCCUGCUACUUUUCCCAAAGCGCAGCUCAAUUAAAAAUUCAUUACGACGAUGACGACUACGUGGCGUUGAACGUAGCCGACGAGUUGGAAGAGGAGGAGAUUCUGAGCGGACCGGAGAAGAUGGACGAGUCUCAGGGAAGAUAUCAUCGGCCGCGAAGAAAGCGCAAACGUAAACGACGUAAGAUCGAGUCCGUCGGUCCGGAAGAGGAACUCGUCGAUCCGGAAGAACUCCCGCCUCGUGCACGAUGGACGAUCGUCGCGACCGCUUGUCUUCUGCUCGCCAUGUCCUUGCUCUUGGUCGGUGUUACCCUGCGAAUGGCGCCUAUAAUUGACGACAUGGUACGGAAGGAGAACGAGGAGCUGCUGAACUCCCUGAACAGGGACAUUUCUGUGCCCGAGAACGUCACGGCGCCUCCCUAAGGCGGGGUGAAUUCCUUCAGAUGGAAGUGCACAGCUCGUCCGUCGCUCUCGAUUCGCUUCAGCCACGUGACACGAAGUCCUCGUCUCGCGAGGAACAUCACAAUACAUUUCCCGACGACGGACAACGUCGUUCGGGAAUCAAUCACGUCGACGACGCGUUUCAUUUUACGGAGUGGAGAUCCGGGUGAUUCGGGAGAGAAAAAGUCCGAGACGAUGGUGAGAAAAACCGGAUAAGACUCGGAGCGGGUAGCAUGCUGAUUGUUGCAACUUUUUAACGCUAAGCUCCAGAGAUGUGUCCCUGCAUACGACGUACUUGUACGUAGCGGAAACGUUAUUGCGACGAGCUCGCAAAAAGUCUAAUCGCGACGUUCGACAUAUCAUGUCGAAUUGUCGAUUGUAUUGUUGCCGCGCUCGAAAACCUCGCGUUGAUAUAUAUAUAUAUAUAUAUAUAUAUAUAUAUAUAUAUAUAUAUCGUAUCGCUGCAGACUAGGUGUCCUCAAUUCUAGGCUUCGCCAGUACGAGUUCACUUCGAUUAGAAGCACUGAAUCAGAAUUCUAAAUUAGUGAUGAAAUUCGGCCAAACUGAAUCGAAAUCGAAACUUAAUAGUACUUAACUUAAAUUUUAUUUGAUGGUAAAAUGUUUAUCUGACCUGAUAAAUAUCGUCUCAAAUUUGGCGAUUUUUAAUGUAGCGGUAACUAUUUACCUAGAGAAAUUCUCUGGCAUUGCGUGACGUCACGUACGUGAUCUGUCACCAUAAACGUGAACGAUAAAGUGACUAAGGGUGCCUGAUCUGCAUGGAAGCGAGCCGUAUAAUUCUUCAGGAACGCGAUUACAGUCUUUGAGACGAGAGCUCACGUAGUUUCGUUGCGAAAUUUAUUCCGACGAUAAGUCGCACACCGAAUGUCAACAACGAAGGAACGAUUUAGACGUGAAAAGGAUACGAUGCCAUAGACGUGGCAUUUUGCCGUCUGCUCGUCGGCGAAGGAAUCGGCUGAUACACGAAACUUUUUGUCUAUUUACUUCUUCGGAUACGUGAGAACAUACGUGGCCCGAAUUACACGUGAGUAUCGAUCCACGUGAAUAUCCACGCGGACCCGCGAAAGAAAUCAUAGAGAAAACCGACGUAGGGUUUAGCUCCACGGUGCUUUUUUUACAUGUCUUCCAGGACGAUAAAGGACACGAGCUCAACGAACGGAGGCUCCGAGUCGCCGAUUCCUCGCGCUGACGACGGACCGGAUCAUUUUUGUGCAUGUAGAAAGCUGUACAUAGGAACGUUCGUUUAUUAAAAGUCGUUUAUAAUUACGCACGUCGAGAGGAUAGCCGAGAUAAGAGCUAAAUUUGUUGUUGUCAAUUGUAAAAUAAAUUGUCAUAGAAGACACAUCCCGUCGAGGUCGCGGCAAAAGAAGAGAAAAGAAACGGAACACCAUUGGCGAUCGGUUAUUAAAAUGUAUGUACGUGCGUGUGCGCGCGCGCGUGGAUGUGUGGUGUG
Molecule: messenger RNA, 4708 nt
Organism: Pogonomyrmex barbatus (red harvester ant)
Lineage: Eukaryota; Metazoa; Arthropoda; Insecta; Hymenoptera; Formicidae
Source: RefSeq, a predicted model, not a curated record